Mangifera indica (mango) is the source of this 1451-nucleotide messenger RNA. Its product is annotated as zinc finger protein CONSTANS-LIKE 2-like. The transcript is spliced from 2 exons. Gene Ontology annotation, cellular component: nucleus. Gene Ontology annotation, molecular function: zinc ion binding; protein binding. The record is from RefSeq and is a predicted model, not a curated record. Bases 112 to 1221 code for a protein of 369 amino acids. Lineage: Eukaryota; Viridiplantae; Streptophyta; Magnoliopsida; Sapindales; Anacardiaceae. Gene Ontology annotation, biological process: regulation of flower development.
CACUCUUCAGUCUUCACUCUCCAAACCUUCAAGCUCAACACUCGAAGAAGAAAAAAAUCAAAUAAAAUAAAAUAAAAAUAAAUAUCCAAACUUUCUCAGUCAUAGAAGGAAAUGAUGAAAGAAGAGAGUAACAACGAUGGUGGCGGGAACAGUUGGGCACGUGUGUGUGACACGUGCAGGGCGGCGGCUAGCACGGUGUACUGCAAGGCGGACAUGGCGUACUUGUGUGCAGGGUGCGACGCGCAAGUUCACACGGCGAACCGCGUGGCAUCGAGGCACGAGCGUGUUUUUGUGUGCGAGGCGUGUGAGCAGGCCCCGGCUGCGUUUCUAUGCAAGGCUGAUGCGGCGUUGCUUUGCACUUCGUGUGAUGCUGAUAUCCACUCGGCUAACCCGCUGGCGCGCCGUCACCAGCGUGUUCCUAUUCUCUCCAUCUCAGGCUCGCCCUACGGGUCACGGGCCAAUGGACCCACCGAGCAAGAACGGAUUUUUGGAGCGGCUGGAGAUAAAUAUGAGGAUGAGGAAGAGGAAGAGGAAGAGGCGGCUUCUUGGUUGUUGCUGAAUAAUCCUGCAACUACAAAAAAUAGUGGCAAUAAUAACGGGUUCUUGUUUGGUGGAGAAGUUGAUGAGUAUUUGGAUCUUGUGGACUACAAUGACGAAACUCAGCAUGUUGAUCAGUAUAAUAACAAUCAUCAACGACAAUUUGGUUUUGCUCAGAAGGGUUUUGUGGGAGAUAGUGUUGUGCCUCAUGUUCAAUGUGAAAUCAAAGAUCAGCAGCAACAUCAGAACAAUAAUUUUCAACUGGGUUUGGACUAUGAAUCUUCAAAAGCUGCUUACAGUUACAAUGGUUCAAUUAGUCACAGUGUCUCAAUUUCAUCCACAAAUAUUGGUGUGGUACCAGAGUCAGCAACAAGUGAUAUCUCGAUCUCGCAUUCGAGACCUCCAAAAAGGACUAUAGACCUCUUAUCUAGACCUCCAAUUCAAAUGUCACCCCUACUUACUAUAAUGGACAGAGAGGCCAAAGUGCUUAGAUAUAGAGAGAAAAAGAAGACAAGGAAGUUUGUAAAGACAAUCAGGUAUGCCUCGAGGAAGGCCUAUGCUGAAACUAGACCCCGAAUCAAAGGUCAAUUUGCCAAGAGGGCAUAUGUUGAAGUUGAAGCAGACCAGAUUUUCUCCAAUACAUUAAUGACAAAAACUAGAUAUGGCAUUGUUCCUUCAUUCUGAACCUAGAUCAUUAGAGCUAUAUGCAAACUACUAUUAUAGUUGUAGUACUGAUAAAUUGUAGGUUUCGACUUUAUAAUCUAGUUGCUAUCAAGUCAUGAGAUAUAUGUUCUAUAGUUUUAAUAGCUUUGUUAAACAUGUCUCAGUAGUCUUCUUAUCUUUGUCAUUGUGGAUGACAUUCUUGUAUAAAGACAAGUAUAUUUAUGGUUUUGGAAUUAGUUUCUUUGCAAUUA